This is a messenger RNA of Epinephelus lanceolatus (giant grouper), 3790 nucleotides long. Its product is annotated as multiple epidermal growth factor-like domains protein 9. Gene Ontology annotation, biological process: tissue development; animal organ morphogenesis. NCBI's taxonomy places the organism in Eukaryota, Metazoa, Chordata, Actinopteri, Perciformes, Serranidae. The record is from RefSeq and is a predicted model, not a curated record.
UGGUUCAUAGGGCAACAAACAGCAGCGUACGCCGCCGGGGACAUCAAUGGUGGAGUACGCGUCCAUUCAGGGAAAGGUCUGAGAGAGACCACUACUGGGGCUUACAUGGAGAGCUGAAACUGGAUAUGAGGCUAACGUCCUUAAUGAUGUACAUAUCUCCGCUCCUGCUAUUUAUUUUGUAUGUAUAUAUUGGAUUUUCUCAAGCUGCACCUCGCAUCAGUCCCUACGAUGCGUCGCCUAUCUCCAGGAAGCCCGGCUCAGCCUCCGACACCUGGGAGACCUUUCACACCGACAUGCCUCGUACUUUGUCCGAGAGCAGGUUAGCUCUCGGGCCUCUCACCGGAUUCACACCUUCGCCUGCCAUUGUUUCUGCCGGCCCAAGCACCACUACUAGCUCUAUUUCUAAAACUGCAACCACCUUCCAGUUCCCUACAACGGACCCCACCACCACCUACACUGCUACCAACACCCCCGCUACUGGAAUAAUUUCAGCCACUAAAGAACAAAUAACAGCGCCGAGUUCCAAAUCAACCGGCGCACGCAAAAGAUCCACCGAUGCACAAACAUCACUUUUUACUCCGGAGAAAAUACUGCAGACCAUGGUGUCCAUGGUCUCCCAGCGCACAGCAAACGAUGCCUUGGCAGCAGAUAAUAUUGGCACAUCUGUUACCUCAGUAGAGAAUAGUCAAGAGGGUCUUUGUAACUGCAGCAGUGGUGGUGAGGGGAUUUUGGAUCCAGACGAGUGUGUUCCGAGCACUGGGCAGUGUUUGUGUCUGUCAGGCUACACCGGUCUACAGUGUGAGGACUGUGAGGAGGGACACUUCACUAAUGGCACCAGCGGCUGCCUGUCCUGUGCCUGCGACUCCUUCGGCGCAGUGAACCACCUCUGUGACAGCUCAGGGAUUUGUGUGUGCAAGACAGGAGUGUAUGGACCAAAGUGUGAUGAAUGCCACCCAGGUUUCUUCCGCUUCAGCAGCACUGGUUGCCAGCCCUGCCAGUGUCAGAACCACACCAACUACUGCCAUCCACAGUCCGGAGUGUGUCUGAACUGUGAGGGCAACACCCAGGGAUUCAACUGUGAGGAGUGUAAGCCUGGUUUCUACCGCAGCCCGGGAACUGCCCUGACCGAAGCCUGUGCACCAUGUCCCUGCUCCAACUCCACCUCCACCGGCACCUGUCAAACCGAUCCCAGUGGCUCCCCGGAGUGUGACCAGUGCCUUCCCCGGUACAGCGGCCCAUACUGUGACAAGUGUAGUGCCGGCUUCUACAAAGCAUCUGGGUUUUGUGUUCCAUGUGACUGCAGUGGGAAUGCAGACCCUCAGGACCCUGCCCAGCUCUGUCACCCCGACACUGGCCACUGUCUCCGCUGCAUCAACAACACCACCGGGCCCCAGUGCCAGCUCUGUGCACCGGGCUUUAUAGGGGACGCCCGAGCACAUAACUGCACCCGUCCAACACCCCAGCUUCUUCCCACACCAGCAGAUACAACCACAACAGAAGCUCUCACAUUGAGUACAUCUUCCCCCUCUACGACCACCACCAGCACCACUCUGACCUCCACCACAGCAAGAGGUGUCCCAGCUUCCGCGUCCAGCAACAACACAAGCACCGCGCUGAGCACUGCAGCCACCACCCAGGCACUGCUAACCAGCCUGAGCAGCCCUACUGACAACACUACGGCAGCCCUGACGGAAGUCUCCUGGACGCAGUUCAACAUUAUUAUCCUGGCUGUCAUCAUUCUGGUGGUGCUGCUGCUGCUGGGCUUUGUCGGAGGCGUGUACACCUACAGGGAGUACCAGAACCGCAAGCUCAACGCCCCCUUCUGGACCAUUGAACUGAAAGAGGACAACAUCAGCUUCAGCAGCUACCAUGACAGCAUCCCCAACGCUGACGUGUCGGGCUUACUGGAGGACGAGGUCAAUGAGGUGGCGCCCAACGGCCAGCUGGCUCUCACCACACAGGGCAACUGCUACAAGGCUUAGCACUCCAUCCAUUCCUAGAUUUACAGAUGACACAAAGCUGCUGGAAAAGUACCAAAUCCAAAGCUCCUUUAUGUAUGACUGCUUGUUGUUCCCCUGCUGGUCUGUGGCACUUCACACAACACAGUGAGAACAAGCAGAUGUGAUCAAAGAUAUGGAAAAGAGACGCAAAGUUUCCACUAGAAACAUUUUACCUUUUUGAUAUGAUUUUGUGAGGAAUGGGUGAUCAGUGAAAAGUGUCCAAAGAACAAAGUGGGGUUGAGGUUUUGAUGUGCCUGCAGGGGGCACUGUGGUGCAGAGUAGUGAGGUAAUUGGCAUGAUGUAAGAAAGGUGCAAAACAUAAACCUGUUGGCUGAAACACUGAUCCUGACACUGGUUAGAGGAUUUACGGGAGCCUAGCAUUUCAGAUAUUUUUAAAAUGGACUUUUGACUGUUUAAGUUAUAAUUGGAUCACUCGAUCAGUGAUCUUGAGAAACUGAGACAAUGAUUGUUAUUUAAUGAAUUUUUAUUCAGUUGUUAUUUAUUGGUUGACGUUUCAUUCUUGGGGAAAAAUGCUGCACAUGUAUGAUGUGUUUAUUCAUGGUGUUUUAUCUUAUGUGCUGUUGAAUGGUAAUUUGAAUUGGCCAAUAUGUUUUCAUGUAUAGUUUGUGUGUUUUGGAGAGAAUCAUAGGGGAAGAUGAAGGGUGCUGGCACAAGCAUUUUUAAUGACCUCAUCUUAUGUUUAUAGCUUCCUGUCUUUUGUUAACGUGUGCCAGCUCACCUGAAGUAUCCAAGAGGAGUGUUUCUUUCAAAGAAACUACAGCUACCGUUUAUAAACUCUCACCAUUUGACACUACUGCAGGGUAGUGACUGUUACUGGGCUUGCAUAAACCGCCUACCUACAUGCAGUCUAAUCUGCUCUUUGCUGCCCCAGCAAAGCUGAACAAAAGCAUUUGAAAAAGGUGUCACAUUUAUGUAGAGGUUGGGCUCCGUGACUCAGUUGAUAGGACCAUUUAAAACAUAAACAGUUUUCUAGUAUUGAUACUGUUGUUAUGGAGUAACACUGUAAAUUUUUGUCAGCCUACCGGUUAUUUUUAUCACCUGUAAUCAAGUUGCAUCAGCUUAAAGGGAUAGUUCAGACUUUUUGAAGUUGGGUUGCAUGGGGUACUUUUCCAUAGACAGUAUAUGACAAACAGUAGAUGUUAGUCAGCACGUCCUGAAUUUGGAGAGGCAGACUGGGGACUGACAUGGAAACUAAGCAAUGUACUGCUGAGGAGGGGUCAGCAACAAAACAUAUUUCAGCCACCUAAAAAUAGUCCUCCCUAAAAAAAUCAUUUUCGGUUUAACUGUACGCUAUAUUGACAGUAUUUUCACUGCUAUACCUUAAUGUCAGAUAGUUAUUUCCAACUGGAAAAUGAAGCCAUUAUAUCGCUCUCUUCAAAGCCAGACUCCAUGGAGGAAAACAGUGAUUUAACAUUGCUGAACACAGGAGCUGCUGCUGAUGUUAUUGCAUGACUUUGGAGUUUAAAAAGGUUAGUUCAGAUUCACCAAAGUCACACAUUACACAAACUAACUAACCGAUUAAAGCAGUGGCAGACCAGCAGCUCCUGUGUUCAGCAAACUAAAGUUACUGUUUUUGUCAGUGGAACUGAAGCUGUUAACUGCUUCCUUGUCAAAACAGGCUUUCAGACUGAAAGGUAAGGUAGUGAAAAUACUCUUAAUAGCAUACACCUAACCUGAAAUUAAUUUUUCCAGGUGGGACUUUUUUAGAUGGCUAAAAUACAUUUUGUUGCUGACCCCAUCCAUACAUACAUUGCUUAGCUUCCCUGUCA